AUGCGGGAUCAUGCACUUCUGGACUUCCACGGGCUGAGUAAUGCCGCAAACUGCCUGUCCUCCUGUUUCCAUGGUGACCGGGAGACAGCGAUGGUUCUGGACUUGGCCUGUGGCACCGGAACGGUCGCAUCACUGGUAAAACACAAAACCACACCCACUAUGUUAGGACAGUAGGAGGAUGAUUGACAACACCUCAAUUCAAACAUAUCUUCUUCCCACUUGCUGUAUAACUUGUAUUGCAGCUUUGGUGAUGUCUGUGGUUUUGUGUCUGGUAUGCAGCUGAAGAAGAUGGGCUUCAGCCACUUCGUGGGCGUUGACUGGAGCAAAGGCAUGCUGGAACUGGCCAAUAAGAUGGGCCUCUACCAGGAUCUCAAGCAAUGCAUGCUGGGAGACUAA
Messenger RNA from Coregonus sp. 'balchen', 396 nucleotides. The record is from the annotation of a GenBank genome assembly. NCBI's taxonomy places the organism in Eukaryota, Metazoa, Chordata, Actinopteri, Salmoniformes, Salmonidae.